CCGUGGGGAGAAGAAGAGCAACUCUCAGCCAGAUUGCAGAAGGCAUCGCUGAGCGAGAGGAGGGUUCGCAGAGGAGUUUUUGGAGACCUGGUGGUGAAUACGCGGCAGUACAUGGAACAUGUUAGAGAGUCGAAAACAGGCUCCGAAGGCAGAAUGGUAAAGCUAUUUUCCAAUCAUUUCCAAAUGAGAUCUCGCCUCCAGACUGCCACGUAUAAGUACAACGUUAACUACCAGCCAGAUGAAGGUGAUGAAAUGUUACAGGAACAUUUACGUGUAGAACUUGAAAAAUUAUUUGGAAAUCACCAGAUAUUUGAUGGAAACUCUUUAUUAUUACCUCACAAGCUGGAUGAAGGGGAUAUGACAUUGUCUAGAAAAUUCAAUAAUCAGAUGUAUGUGAUCACAAUAGAAUUCUCCAAAGAACUCCAGCCCUCUGACCCUGAUCUCCUACGCUAUUACAACAUUCUCUUGAGAAGAAUUUUGAAGAAAAUGAAAAUGAAACAACUUGGUCGCAACUAUUACAGGAAUGAUAAAAAAAUUGACUUCCGAACAGAAAAUCUGAAAAUCUGGUGUGGUUAUAUUACUUCUGUUCUUCAAUAUGAGAACAGUAUUACCCUCUGUGCUGAUGUGAUCCAUAAACUGAUUCGAAUAGAAACUGCCUUCGAUAUAAUAAGAAAGCUUGUUGGAGAAGGAGAGGCAACAAAAGAGACUCAAGAGUUAGUUGAUAAGGAAUUAGUUGGAUCAAUUGUUUUUACCACUUACAACAACAAAACCUACAGGGUGGAUGCUGUUAAUUGGAAGGAGCAUCCUACAUCUAAAUUUACAACAUCAAGGGGCACGCUAAUUAGCUAUCAAGAAUACUGCAAACAGAAAUACAAUACAGAGAUCACUGACGUGUCUCAGCCACUUUUGAUCAGCAAAGGAAAAUGGAAAAAAAGCCUACAGGGGAUAGCCCAUCAACCUAUACAGCUGAUUCCUCAGUUGUGCAAAUUGACAGGUCUAUCAGAUAAAAUUCGUAAAAACAACAUUUUGAUGAGAGAAUUAGCUGAAAAGAUGAGGUUGGAUCCAGAAGAAAGACGGUGUGAAUUACAACAUUUCAUCAAUAAAAUACUUAAACAUGAGAUUACGCAAACGGAGUUUCAGCGCUGGAAUUUGAAUUUUGAUACCAACUUUUUGUCCCUCUCAGGAAGAGUUUUGAAAGAAGUAACGAUUUCCCAAGGAAGUGUAAAAUUCGUGCCCCAUCCACAACAUGCAGAGUGGUCCAGAGAUGUUAGAGCUACACAUUUAAUUAAUGCAAAGUCACUGGAUAAUUGGUUACUGCUCUAUACUAAGAGAAGUCGUGAUGCCGCCCUAUCCUUGGAGAGGAAUCUAUAUAAAGUGACACCCACCAUGAAUAUAACUAUGAGGCGCCCAACCACGUUUGAAGUGAAUGAUUCAGUUGAUUCUUAUGUAAGCACCAUAGAAAAAAAUGCUGAAAGAACACAGAUGGUUGUUUGUGUGCUGUCCAGUGACAAGAAAGAAGUGUAUGAUGGCAUAAAAAAAUACCUGUGUGUCAGCUGCCCAAUUCCAAGCCAGUGUGUGGUGGCACGGACCUUAGAAAGACCCCAAGUGGAAAAGACCAUUGCUACAAAAAUUGCCCAGCAGAUGAACUGCAAGAUGGGGGGAGCCCUCUGGAAAGUGGACACCGGAGUGAAGAACGCAAUGUUCAUUGGUAUUGAUUGUUUCCAUGAUAUUGUCAAUCGACGGAAGUCAAUUGCAGCAUUUGUGGCAAGUUGCAAUGAAGACUUAACACAGUGGUUCUCCCAAUGUGUUCUCCAGGAAACAGGGCAGGAACUUGUGAGUGGACUGAGAGCUUGCUUGCAAGCUGCCUUGAGACUCUGGUAUAAACAUAAUGCAUCUCUGCCACAUGGUGUUAUUGUGUAUCGGGAUGGAGUGGGAGAUGGUCAGCUUCAAGCAUUGAUGGACCAUGAAAUACCACAGUUUGAGUCUGCCUUAGAGGAGAUUUUCAAGUCACUACCUUUCGCACUAACUUUUAUUGUGGUGAAGAAACGAAUAAAUACCAGAUUUUUUAUUGAGACUCGAGGAAGAUUUGGAAAUCCACCUCCAGGAACAGUGAUUGAUGUAGAGUUGACACAUAGGGAAUGGUAUGACUUUUUUAUCAUAAGUCAGCAUGUGAAAGAUGGUACUGUCACCCCCACUCAUUACAAUAUCAUCUACGACACAUUUGAGUUCAGCCCAGAUAAAAUACAGUGUCUAACUUACAAACUAUGCCACAUGUAUUAUAAUAUGUCAGGUAUCAUCAGAGUUCCUGCUCCUUGCCACUAUGCCCACAAACUGGCUUACCUUGUGGGUCAGAGCAUUCACCAAGAGCCACAUCUUUCCCUGACAGACCGUCUAUUUUACCUUUGACCGACAGAAAAAAAGCCUGAUGGGAUGUUGAAAACCACAAUUUGUAAAUUUUUUAUUCCUUUUGAAGCUGUACAUCUAAUUUUCCUAGAUGCAUAAU
Messenger RNA from Talpa occidentalis (Iberian mole), 2503 nucleotides. RefSeq names its product piwi like RNA-mediated gene silencing 3 (gene PIWIL3). Gene Ontology annotation, cellular component: P granule. The annotation marks the transcript as partial. Gene Ontology annotation, biological process: regulatory ncRNA-mediated gene silencing. Lineage: Eukaryota; Metazoa; Chordata; Mammalia; Eulipotyphla; Talpidae. Gene Ontology annotation, molecular function: piRNA binding; protein binding. The record is from RefSeq and is a predicted model, not a curated record. The transcript has 19 exons.